ACACGACGCUCCUGCCGGAAGCGGAGCGGGCGCUGGUUGGACGCGUCGCGCGGGGCCGGCGCCGCCCGUGGCUGCGAUGUAGCCGCUCACCGCGUCCCCGGCCCGCGCCGAGGCACCGGGGGCGGCGGGGGUGGCCCCGUCCCUCCGCCCUGCGGAUCCCCUGCGGGCCGGAGCGGGGACAGGCCGGGCGGCACCGGCAGCGCUGGGGGAACCGCGCGGGCUGGCACCGGGCACCGGCCAUGGAGCCGGGCACCAUCGACAACCUGUCCAUCCUCUACCAGAGCUCCGACUUCAUCGUGGUCAACAAGCACUGGGAUAUCCGCAUCGACAGCAAGAUGUGGUACGAGACGCUGACGCUGCAGAGCCAGCUCAAGUACCGCUUCCCCGAGCUGGCUGACCCCGACACUUAUUAUGGAUUCAGGUUCUGCCACCAGCUUGACUUCUCCACCAGUGGAGCCCUGUGUGUUGCGCUCAACAAAGCGGCAGCGGGAAGCGCCUACAAGUGUUUUAAAGACCGGCUGGUGACCAAAGCUUAUCUCGCCCUGGUCAGGGGCCACGUCAGCCAGAGCCGGAUGACGAUCCGCUAUGCCAUUGGGAAGAACACCACAGAGGGCAUGACCCACAUGAUGUGUAUCGAUGGAACAGAGGGCUGUGAAAAUCCUAAGCCUUGCCAGUCGGAGCUGAUCGUGCUUGAACACGGGUCCUACAGCGGAGACCCUGUAACCAAAGUGCUGCUGCAGCCACUGACAGGGCGGACUCAUCAGCUGCGGGUUCACUGCAGUGCCAUUGGCCACCCCAUCGUGGGGGACUUCACCUACAGCCACAAGAAGGACAGCAGCCCUUACAGGAUGAUGCUCCAUGCCUACUACCUGCGCAUCCCCACCGGCAAGGAGCUGAUUGAGGUCUGCGCACCCGACCCCUUUGUCACUGCAAUGGAUAGCAACUGGGUGCCCCACCACGUCACUCACCGGCUGGAUGAGACCAUCCAGGAGCUGAAGGACAAGAUGAUGCAGAAGCAGGAAGAGGAGGAGGGCCAGGAAGCCACGCUUGGUGGCGGAGGAGAGGAGGCACCAAGCGAAGCCAAGAGCCCAGAGACGGAGGAGCAGCGAGCCCAGUGCGAGCAGUGGUUGGCCGAGUGGGCUUUGGAGUGAGCACAAACUACGCCUUUGCAUUUCCAGCCCAAUGCUCCAUUCUUGUCCCAGUGGGUCUCCUCAGAGCCCAAUGCUGACUCUACAUCUGCACUUUCCGUAUGCCGUGGCUUCCCUCACUUCUGGGGCUGGGAUCAGUGAGAUUUUCGCAGCGAUUAGGAUGGGUUUAUUUUCCAAUGUGCACAUCAUCCAUCUGGCCACUGGGUGCCCCUUUCCUAAUCCUGGCCCUCAGCAGCAGAGUCAGCGUGUCACCUACCGGCUUAGAGUGACUCCAAAGCUUUACAUCCCCAUCCCAGGGCUCAGGCACAGCCGGGGCAGCACGGAUGCUGCCCUUGCCACGAGUGCAACAGGUGAUAUCCACAAACCCUCCGUGCUAGGAUGCUAAAACACAGUCCAGCCAAGGGAGGGGAGAAUGUGCUGGAUGCAGCUUUGGUGUCUGUGUCCCCCAUUCCCUUCACUCCAGGCUGCUGCACCUGCUGGCAUGGACAUUGUGUAGGAGUUGGGGAGGCUGAAGUGCAGCUAGGGGCACCAAAAGCCCCCCUUUAUCCCAGGGCGGCUCCAGGUGUUUUGCCUGUGGUGCUGGGCUGUGCGUUGGGCACGGGUGCAGUAGAGGUCCCUGCCUGCCUGUCCUCACCCGUGUGCUUUCCUCCUGCCUCAGCCCGCAUGGGGUUUUUUUAAAGGUUUGAUGAAGGUGAGCAGGUUGGUAUGAAUGCAUUGUAAACUUUUUUUCAGGUUUCUAUGAGAUGGAUCUAGUCUUUUAGCAGUUCUGAAAUACGGGUGGGCUCAGAAAUGCUUGUAUUUUUGGUAAUUCUGUGGUCAGAAUAGCUGGCAGCCCAAAGCUUUUUUAAUAGAUCUUAUUAUUCCUAUCUCCAGCAUCACCUUUUCCAGCAGCCACUUUUACCUUGGAUGUGGAUUAACCCCUGCUGAGACGGGGCAAUGAGCCCCUUUCUACUUUCCCCAGACAAGGGGGGAUAAUUAUCGUGGUGGUAUCCAUGGCUCCUUGCUGGUGGAGCGUCCACACCAGAAGGCAGGUCCUUCGGGUGGACAGUUUGGGAAGGCUCUGGAGCAGCGAGAGCAGCUGAGAAAGUGGGUGAAGCCAAAAGAAAGCCUGAGGAUUGCAAUGAAGAGUGGGAAGGAGCUUGUUUCUCUCGCAGGCACUCAUCUUUGUGAGAUGCAGAGACCUGUAGGAUUCAGCACUGAUCCCGCACGUGCACUAUUCAGUACGUGCCUGGCGUUAUCAUCACCCCAUAAGCCCUGUCCAAUUUAAACUGCCCCUGACAGUGGUUUCACAUCACUGAUGUUCCUGCCCUGAGGGGGAUAAAACAUCACAGCCCUCUCUCCUCAUGGAUGAAAGCACCCUGAGGGAACCAAAAACCCUGCGGGGUGUUGUGUCGCCCGUCCUUCACAGCCCCGGGUACUGGUGGGUGCCAGCUCACCGCCAUGGCUCGUGGCCAGGGACGUGGUGGCUGUCACCUUGGUUUUGUGGCUCGGCAUGAAGUGCUGCCAUUGCUGCCAGGUGAGGACAGGCACAUGGCUCUGCUGGAAACAGCCCUGGACACCAAGCAAAGACCAUGGGCUCGUGAGGUGAUGGCAGAGGGCUCAGAGGGGUUGGAGGAGCAGAUUUGUCUCCUUCCUCCCAGGCCCUAUCCCUGCAGGUUCCGUGUCCCAGGAGUGGCCAGGGAGAGGCAGCCACAGGUUGGUGCUGAAGCUGUAAAUUAAUGCCGUGAACUUGUUUACAAAAGAAUGAACGUGGGUGCGCACAGCAGGCCUGGAAGAGUUAUGGGAGAGAUUUGCAGUGUCAGAAAUGGGACACAACAUUCCCAUCCUGGAGGACCCAGUGCAGGAAUGGUCCCUGUUCCGUGACAGCAGAUGUGUCCUGCAGCCGCACAGUUGGGACAAGGCUGCUGUGGCUGCGGGGCGGGUGGUGGCAGGCAGGGGUGCAUGGGGACGCACCAGUGCCCAUGCAGAAGGGGACAGUGAUGGAUUGUCCUGGCUUGGGGACUGGCGCCCGUCGCUUGCUCCACCAGCUGCACUAAGGAGCCCAUGGACCCUGCGUCACCCUUCGUGCAUUCCACUUCUACCCAAUAUCGCAGCAAUAUUGAGAGAAAUACAUAUUUUCCUUACCCUGCAGAGAGGAGUUUUCCAGGUGCCCUUCCCAGUUCACCUCCUGCGCCGUGUCCGCUCCUGCUGCACCCUCUCUGCCGUCGCUGCCGCGGGGCCGUUUGCUUCAUCAUGUGUGAACCCACUCGUGCGUUUGCACUGGGGGGUUGUGAGCGGGUGUGUGUGCGUGUUUCGUGAUGCUCUGUAAAGCUUGCAAUAACCCUUUGUUCUUAUUUGCACAUGACCGCAG
This is a messenger RNA of Cuculus canorus (common cuckoo), 3498 nucleotides long. RefSeq names its product RNA pseudouridine synthase domain containing 1 (gene RPUSD1). The coding region runs from base 240 to 1151 and encodes 303 amino acids. Gene Ontology annotation, biological process: pseudouridine synthesis. Gene Ontology annotation, molecular function: pseudouridine synthase activity; RNA binding. The record is from RefSeq and is a predicted model, not a curated record. Lineage: Eukaryota; Metazoa; Chordata; Aves; Cuculiformes; Cuculidae. The transcript has 6 exons.